UUAAGUCAUAUUGCUGGAGUUCUUGCAAUGAUAAACAUUACUUCCGUAUUUUGAGAUAUCUGAUACAGAUCUGUAAUCUCUAAGAUCUAUAUAAAUGCAGAACUGGAUUCAACAAUGUGGUCAAUUGUGCAAGGCGUAAUACAAUUUAGGCUACCUGGAACGCUACUAUUGUCCAAUCUGUCUGCACGAGGGAAUGUCGCUCUGGCUGUCAUCCUUCCCUGGAGCUGUCAGUUGACAGUACAACACCGAGCCGAAAGCAUCGUAGGAAAGAACACAGUUUUGAUAAAACGUCGAUUUUAGAUUUCUCCUCUUUGGCACUGGAACGGUUGGGCCACUGACAUAUUUCGAGGCUGACCAACAAACGCGUAGGAGGGAGAAAAACCAAAAGGACUGAAUAGCUAGCUAGUUGCUAGUUAGCAAGCUAACGACCGUUAGCUUUGGCCAGUGCUGCCACUGCUCUGCUAAAGCGUUCGGUUGGAGUGUGCAGUACCAGUAGGCAGGCGAGCUGCGUUGGCAUUUUAGUGUAGUUGGUUGGAAAAAUGAUUUCUACGGUUGCAUUAACAUGUUUAUUUUAUUUCACCAUUGCGGUGUUAGCUUCCUAAAUGUUUUGCCUGGAUGCGUCCAGUCAGUAGCUUGGUUAGCCAGAGAGCAAUGCUAAGUGACGACGUCGACUCAGUGAGGCUGUCGUGUCGGGGGUGAGGAGUUUGAGGAAGGAAGAGGUGACUUACGAUGUUGGGGGGAAGUGUUGGGUUAAUGAGCUAGUGGUGCGUUAGUUGACAGUGGAAGGAAAUAACGUUAAUAUUUUACAAUACAUUAUCAACGACCGUAAUUUCGUUAACCAGCUAACUAAAAGCUAAUGCAAAUUAGAGAGGCUAGGUAAUACAGAAAAUACUGUUGUUUUCGGCUUGCUCGCAAGCUAAAUGCAGAGGGAGGGUGAUCAUUGAGUGGCUACUCUCUCAGCUCCAUAAAUAACUGUCACUGACUGAGUGAUAUCCAGCCUAUUUCGCAUAACUAAAGAUGGCUACAGCGAGCAGUAUUGCCGCAUCUAUUGCGAGCAAGACGAAGACGAAGAAGAAACACUUCGUGGCUCAGAAAGUGAAGCUUUUCCGAGCCAGUGACCCUCUGCUCAGCGUCCUUAUGUGGGGAGUCAACCAUUCGAUCAAUGAGUUGAGCCAUGUUCAGAUCCCUAUCAUGCUGAUGCCUGAUGACUUCAAGGCCUACUCUAAGAUCAAGGUGGACAAUCACCUCUUCAACAAGGAAAACAUGCCGAGCCAUUUCAAGUUUAAGGAGUACUGUCCUCUGGUGUUCCGCAACCUUAGAGAACGUUUUGGCAUCGACGACCAGGAUUUCCAGAACUCCCUAACCCGUGCAGCUCCGUUAAACAGUGAUUCCCAGGGUCGGAGUGGGGCUCGCUUCCACACCUCCUACGACAAACGCUACGUCAUCAAAACAAUCACCAGUGAGGAUGUGGCUGAGAUGCACAACAUCCUCAAGAAGUACCACCAGUUCAUAGUGGAGUGUCAUGGCAACACGCUGCUGCCUCAGUUCCUGGGGAUGUACCGCCUCACAGUGGACGGAGACGAGACCUACAUGAUCGUCACCAGGAAUGUCUUCUCCCACCGCCUCUCUGUCUACAAAAAAUAUGACCUCAAGGGCUCCACUGUGGCCAGGGAGGCCAGCGACAAGGAGAAGCAGCCACGCCCUCCUGAGGAUGCGCCACCGCGGCCCAAAUCUAACGUUCAGCAAAGGCUGCAAACGCUGCGGAUCGCCACGCGCUUUUACUGCGCCAUGAAACACGUAAGAGACGCCAAGGAGCUGCCCACCUACAAGGACAACGACUUCAUCAACGAUGGACAGAAGAUCUACAUUGACGAUGACAACAAGAAGAUGUUCCUGGAGAAACUACGUAAAGAUGUGGAGUUCCUGGCCCAGUUGAAGCUGAUGGACUACAGUCUGCUGGUGGGGAUCCAUGACGUGGAGCGGGCUGAGCAGGAGGAAGUGGAGAGUGAGGAUAACGAGGGGGAUGAUGAGGGGGAGAGUGACGGAGGGAUUGGCACUCCCCCGGACUCCCCCAGUAACACCCUGGACAGCACCAAGCCCCUGUCCCCGGGGGAGUUUGACCCCACCAUAGACGUCUAUGCCAUCAAGAGCAAUGACAGUGCUCCUAGGAAGGAGGUGUACUUCAUGGCGGUCAUUGACAUUCUGCAGCAUUACGAUGCCAAGAAGAAGGCUGCUCAUGCUGCUAAGACCGUCAAACAUGGGGCGGGAGCUGAAAUCUCCACGGUAAACCCAGAGCAGUACUCCAAGAGGUUCUACGACUUCAUCACCACCAUUCUCUCAUAGCCCCCAGGGGAAGGGGAGGGGGCACUUAGGGAGAGAUGGAGAGAAGGGAUGGGUGAGGGUGGGGUAUUGCGCUCCAUCUCUCCGUCAGCAAGGGUGUCCCUCUCAGCAGCUAAUACCAUCAUUCGUUUACAUACAUCUUCUCCGCUGUUACAUUGAACAGGAGAACUGCUAUUCUAGGUUCUAGUCUGUACUUUUUUAUUAGUUUGUUUUGUUUACUUUGGGAAUGUUUAUUUGUUUUUUUUACUGCCUCUUAACACCACGUCCUCAACCUGCAUUGUUUUUGUUUGUUUGUUCUGCAUUCCUGUUUGGGGGGGAUGAGGAUGAACAGGGCUGUGAUUGGAUAACAAUAGCGCGGUCACUCGGAGUAAAUAGUAUAGGGUGAAGUGCUCGUCUUCAGGAAGUAUGAAGCAGUCUUCCAGUAGACCUUCAGCCAGACCAUCCAAUCGCCAUUUAGUACAGCCCUGCCCCAGCCAAAGCUACUUUCCUAUUUGUCCCAUCAUCCAUCACUUUCCCUUUAGACCCUCCUGGCAGUGGAUGUUACUACUCCAUUCUCACCUUACACUGCUAUCCUCCUGUCACACACACUGCUCUCCUCUACCCCUCCCUCCAUACACAAGAUAAGUUUAAGAUGAGUUGUGUUUAGUAAGACUGGGAGCUGGUCAGUAAGGGCUGUGUUUAAUAAGACUGGGAGCUGGUCAGUAGGGCUGUGUUUAAUAAGACUGGGAGCUGGUCAGUAGAGCUGUGUUUAAUAAGACUGGGAGCUGGUCAGUAGGGCUGUGUUUAGUAAGACGGGGAGCUGGUCAGUAGUAGGGCUGUGUUUAGUAAGACGGGGAGCUGGUCAGUAGGGCUGUGUUUAAUAAGACGGGGAGCUGGUCAGUAGAGCUGUGUUUAAUAAGACGGGGAGCUGGUCAGUAGAGCUGUGUUUAGUAAGACGGGGAGCUGGUCAGUAGAGCUGUGUUUAAUAAGACUGGGAGCUGGUCAGUAGAGCUGUGUUUAAUAAGACGGGGAGCUGGUCAGUAGAGCUGUGUUUAAUAAGACGGGGAGCUGGUCAGUAGGGCUGUGUUUAAUAAGACGGGAGCUGGUCAGUAGAGCUGUGUUUAAUAAGACUGGGAGCUGGUCAGUAGAGCUGUGUUUAAUAAGACUGGGAGCUGGUCAGUAGGGCUGUGUUUAAUAAGACGGGGAGCUGGUCAGUAGGGCUGUGUUUAGUAAGACGGGGAGCUGGUCAGUAGAGCUGUGUUUAAUAACACGGGGAGCUGGUCAGUAGGGCUGUGUUUAGUAAGACGGGGAGCUGGUCAGUAGAGCUGUGUUUAAUAAGACGGGGAGCUGGUCAGUAGAGCUGUGUUUAAUAAGACGGGGAGCUGGUCAGUAGAGCUGUGUUUAAUAAGACUGGGAGCUGGUCAGUAGAGCUGUGUUUAAUAAGACGGGGAGCUGGUCAGUAGAGCUGUGUUUAAUAAGACGGGGAGCUGGUCAGUAGGGCUGUGUUUAGUAAGACGGGGAGCUGGUCAGUAGGGCUGUGUUUAAUAAGACGGGGAGCUGGUCAGUAGAGCUGUGUUUAAUAAGACGGGGAGCUGGUCAGUAGGGCUGUGUUUAAUAAGACGGGGAGCUGGUCAGUAGAGUUGUGUUUAGUAAGACUGGGAGCUGGUCAGUAGAGCUGUGUUUAAUAAGACUGGGAGCUGGUCAGUAGAGCUGUGUUUAAUAAGACGGGGAGCUGGUCAGUAGAGCUGUGUUUAAUAAGACGGGGAGCUGGUCAGUAGGGCUGUGUUUAAUAAGACGGGGAGCUGGUCAGUAGAGUUGUGUUUAGUAAGACUGGGAGCUGGUCAGUAGAGCUGUGUUUAAUAAGACUGGGAGCUGGUCAGUAGAGCUGUGUUUAGUAAGACGGGGAUCUUGUCAGUAGAGCUGUGUUUAGUAAGACGGGGAGCUGGUCAGUAGGGCUGUGUUUAGUAAGACGGGGAUCUUGUCAGUAGAGCUGUGUUUAGUAAGACUGGGAGCUGGUCAGUAGGGCUGUGUUUAGUAAGACGGGGAGCUGGUCAGUAGGGCUGUGUUUAAUAAGACUGGGAGCUGGUCAGUAGAGCUGUGUUUAAUAAGACGGGGAGCUGGUCAGUAGAGCUGUGUUUAAUAAGACUGGGAGCUGGUCAGUAGAGCUGUGUUUAGUAAGACGGGGAGCUGGUCAGUAGAGCUGUGUUUAAUAAGACGGGGAGCUGGUCAGUGUUUAAUAAGACGGGGAGCUGGUCAGUAGAGCUGUGUUUAAUAAGACGGGGAGCUGGUCAGUAGAGCUGUGUUUAAUAAGACGGGGAGCUGGUCUGUGUUUAGUAAGACGGGGAGCUGGUCAGUAGGGCUGUGUUUAAUAAGACGGGGAGCUGGUCAGUAGAGCUGUGUUUAAUAAGACGGGGAGCUGGUCAGUAGAGCUGUGUUUAAUAAGACUGGGAGCUGGUCAGUAGAGUUGUGUUUAGUAAGACUGGGAGCUGGUCAGUAGAGCUGUGUUUAAUAAGACUGGGAGCUGGUCAGUAGAGCUGUGUUUAAUAAGACUGGGAGCUGGUCAGUAGAGCUGUGUUUAGUAAGACUGGGAGCUGGUCAGUAGAGCUGUGUUUAAUAAGACGGGGAGCUGGUCAGUAGAGCUGUGUUUAAUAAGACGGGGAGCUGGUCUGUGUUUAGUAAGACGGGGAGCUGGUCAGUAGGGCUGUGUUUAAUAAGACGGGGAGCUGGUCAGUAGAGCUGUGUUUAAUAAGACGGGGAGCUGGUCAGUAGAGCUGUGUUUAAUAAGACUGGGAGCUGGUCAGUAGAGUUGUGUUUAGUAAGACUGGGAGCUGGUCAGUAGAGCUGUGUUUAAUAAGACUGGGAGCUGGUCAGUAGAGCUGUGUUUAAUAAGACUGGGAGCUGGUCAGUAGAGCUGUGUUUAAUAAGACGGGGAGCUGGUCAGUAGAGCUGUGUUUAAUAAGACUGGGAGCUGGUCAGUAGAGCUGUGUUUAAUAAGACGGGGAGCUGGUCAGUAGAGCUGUGUUUAAUAAGACGGGGAGCUGGUCAGUAGGGCUGUGUUUAAUAAGACGGGGAGCUGGUCAGUAGAGCUGUGUUUAAUAAGACGGGGAGCUGGUCAGUAGGGCUGUGUUUAAUAAGACUGUGAGCUGGUCAGUAGAGCUGUGUUUAAUAAGACGGGGAGCUGAUCAGUAGAGCUGUGUUUAAUAAGACUGGGUGGGAGCUGGUCAGUAGAGCUGUGUUUAAUAAGACGGGGAGCUGGUCAGUAGGGCUGUGUUUAAUAAGACUGGGAGCUGGUCAGUAGAGCUGUGUUUAAUAAGACGGGGAGCUGAUCAGUAGAGCUGUGUUUAAUAAGACUGGGUGGGAGCUGGUCAGUAGAGCUGUGUUUAAUAAGACGGGGAGCUGGUCAGUAGAGCUGUGUUUAAUAAGACGGGGAGCUGGUCAGUAGGGCUGUGUUUAAUAAGACUGGGUGGGAGCUGGUCAGUAGAGCUGUGUUUAAUAAGACGGGGAGCUGGUCAGUAGAGCUGUGUUUAAUAAGACGGGGAGCUGGUCAGUAGAGCUGUGUUUAAUAAGACGGGGAGCUGAUCAGUAGAGCUGUGUUUAAUAAGACUGGGUGGGAGCUGGUCAGUAGAGCUGUGUUUAAUAAGACGGGGAGCUGGUCAGUAGAGCUGUGUUUAAUAAGACGGGGAGCUGGUCAGUAGGGCUGUGUUUAAUAAGACUGGGUGGGAGCUGGUCAGUAGAGCUGUGUUUAAUAAGACGGGGAGCUGGUCAGUAGAGCUGUGUUUAAUAAGACGGGGAGCUGGUCAGUAGAGCUGUGUUUAAUAAGACUGGGAGCUGGUCAGUAGGGCUGUGUUUAGUAAGACGGGGAGCUGGUCAGUAGGGCUGUGUUUAAUAAGACUGGGAGCUGGUCAGUAGAGCUGUGUUUAGUAAGACUGGGAGCUGGUCAGUAGAGCUGUGUUUAAUAAGACGGGGAGCUGGUCAGUAGGGCUGUGUUUAGUAAGACUGGGAGCUGGUCAGUAGAGCUGUGUUUAAUAAGACGGGGAGCUGGUCAGUAGGGCUGUGUUUAAUAAGACGGGGAGCUGGUCAGUAGGGCUGUGUUUAGUAAGACGGGGAGCUGGUCAGUAGAGCUGUGUUUAAUAAGACGGGGAGCUGGUCAGUAGAGCUGUGUUUAAUAAGACGGGGAGCUGGUCAGUAGGGCUGUGUUUAAUAAGACGGGGAGCUGGUCAGUAGAGCUGUGUUUAAUAAGACGGGGAGCUGGUCAGUAGGGCUGUGUUUAAUAAGACGGGGAGCUGGUCAGUAGAGCUGUGUUUAAUAAGACGGGGAGCUGGUCAGUAGGGCUGUGUUUAGUAAGACGGGGAGCUGGUCAGUAGAGCUGUGUUUAAUAAGACGGGGAGCUGGUCAGUAGAGCUGUGUUUAAUAAGACGGGGAGCUGGUCAGUAGAGCUGUGUUUAAUAAGACGGGGAGCUGGUCAGUAGAGCUGUGUUUAAUAAGACGGGGAGCUGGUCAGUAGGGCUGUGUUUAAUAAGACGGGGAGCUGGUCAGUAGGGCUGUGUUUAAUAAGACUGGGAGCUGUGUGUGAUUUACGAAAACACUGACUGAUCUGGUUUGUCUCAUUCUGGAUAGUUCCCAGGAAGUUGGUGUGUGACUUCCUCUGGGAAAGGGCAGGGCUGUGGUGUGAUCCUUCAUGGACCUUUGAUCCUGCAUUGCCAUCAGCACCUUAAACAAAUCAUUGCACUUUUAUGUUGUUAAACAUAGGAUUUUUUUUGUUCUGUUACAUGUGCUGCAACAAGCACUGUUUGAAGCUAUCGAACUGUGCCCCAAGAUUUUUGAUGGGGGUGUAGUAGGGAUGAGGGAAAGGGUCUUGGCUGUAAGGCACUAGGGAGUGGGAGGGACUACAGGUGGGUUUGGGACAGGGCCUGAAUGUAGUGAGUAGCAGAGAGAGAGGAGGGGUGUGUUCCGGACAGACAGCCCAGUGUUUACCUCUGGCAUUGUACCUGCCUGAACCAGAGUCUUAGCCACAUCUGUCUGUCUCAGGUCUCCAACCCCGGCCCUGAAGAAGUACUGGGUAUGCAGGUUUUUACUCCAGCCCAGCACUAGCACACCUGAUUCAACUAAUUUUGGUCCAGAUUGAAGACCUUGAUUAGUUGGUUAUUUGAAUCUGUACGUGUAGUUAUGGAUCCCCAUUAGCUGCUGCCAAGGCACCAGCUAAUCUUCCUGGGGUCUGGCAAAAUUAAGGCUGUUAUACAAUUUUAAAAACAUUACAAUACAUUCAUAAGAGAUUUAACAACACACUGUGUGCCCUCAGGCCCCUACUCCACUACCACAUAUCUACCAAACAAAAUCCAUGUGUACGAUUGUGUGUAAUGCGUAUGAAUAUGUCUGCGCCUAUGUUUGUGUUGCUUCAGGUGUUUUAAAGCUGGGCUGGAACAAAAGCCUGCACACCCAGUAAAUCUCCAGGACCGGAGUUGGAAAACCCUGAGACAUACAAAGAUCUCUACAUAUGGUUCAGGCCUGAAUCGGACAUGUCUCAGGUUUUCAUGAGAGAAGGGGAGGGUGGGGAAGAGGUGCUGGGUUGUAGAAACAUAUGCUUUUGUUUAAGUGGUGACGUCAUGCCAACCUGUCAGCCUCUCCUUUUAACAUUUGUCUGUUAUUCAGACUUGUUGGUGUUUUUGAAAGGUUGUUUAUCUCUGAAUUUGGCAGGUUUGAAUUGACUUGGUAAAUUUGUAUAUUUUGCACAAAAAGGAACCAAAUGUUAUGCAUCCGAUCCUAACUGGUUGCUGUGGUCUUAACAAGGGAAACACAAUAUCAAUAUACCUGUACCAGAACCAUAUACACACUGAGUGUACAAAACAUUAGGAACUCCUACCUAAUAUUGUGUUUCACCCCCUUUUCCAUCAGGGCAUGGACUCUACAAGGUGUCGAAAGCGUUCUACAGGGAUGUUGGCCCAUGUUGACUCAGACUUCCCACAGUUAUCAAGUUGGCCGGAAGUCCUGUUAGUGGGGGACCAUUCUUGAUACACACAGGAAACUGUUGAGCAUUUAAAACCUAGCAGCAUUGCAGUUCUUGACACAAACUGGUGCUAACACACUUACUAACAUACCCCGUUCAAAAGGCACUUACAUAUUUUGUCUUGCCCAUUCACCCUCUGAAUGGCACACGUACACAAUCCAUGUAUCAAGGCUUAAAAAUCCUUCAUUAACCUGUCUCCUCCCUUUCAUCAACCCUGAUUUAACAGGUGACAUCAAUAAGGGAUCAUAGUGUUCACCUGGUCAGUAUGUUAUGGAAAGAGCAGGUGUUCCUAAUGUUUUGUACACAGUGUAUACUGUUUGACUCUCUCUAUAUAUAUGGCUCUGACUUGUACCAAGUGAGAAGAGUCUGGUGUUUUAUCUGUGAUUGGUAACCAACUAAAACCAGUAACAUUGUCCUCUACUAUUCUAUCACAAGCAAAAACCUUACAUAUUGUUUUAGAUGCAUAGAUUAUAUUCACAUAUAUUUUUACAUUGCAUUUAAGUCAUGAAAUAUAAUUGUAUUUUAAAGCACCACCCUUUGAGUGAAUGACAGUGUUGGGUUAUAUGAAGAAUGAUACUGCUUGAAUUUGUACAAUGCUUGUACGUACUGUAAAAACAAAACAAAUGCAUGUUGCAGGAAUACGCUUUCUUCCUCCUAUGUCUUGGCUGUUUAAAUCCAUUGUAGCUCUCCUAGACUUAACCCCAUCUGAGUCUCUCCUUACCAUGCUUUAAACUGUAUUUGUAUCAUAUACACUGUGUAAGAGGUGUGCCUUUAUACUCCAAAUUAUUUACAUUUUUACCUUUUUUUUAAAACUUUUUGUUUAUAAAGUUUAUUUUAAUAAUAGGGUGGUUACUUUGAGUUUUAUUUUCCACCUUUUCUCCCUCCCUGUGUAGUAGGUGUUUUCAAUCUAUUAUUGUUAUGGAGUCAAUGAGUUUUCAAACAAAACUAAAAUGUCAGUCUCUGUUGUGGUAAUUUUAUGGGUAGAAUAUAGUCAUUAGGCACUGAUCCAGUUUACCUUCCCCAAAUCCUAAACUUGCCAUUUGGGGGAAAACUGCAAAUCUGAACAUAGAUCAGUGUCUAGGGACAACGUCUACCUCCUCCCUGGUGUGGAGAUGGCAUCUAUGCUGAUGUUAACCCUUCGUUCCUUGCUGCUUCUGUCUCAGUAAAUACCUUUUUGUUUGUGUCGUGGCUGUGGUCUGUGACUGUCGUGAUGGUGUUUGUCGGGCUUGUCCUCUGACCACUUCCUCAAGUUUGAGUGUGUCUGACAUGGCACCAUAUUCCCCGUAAGAGUGCAAUUAUUUUGACAAGAGCCCACUUAGGGCUAAGGAUUAUAGUUAGAUGGGUUCUGGUCAUAGGUAGUGCACUAUUUAGGGAAUCGGGUGCUAUUUCAGAUGCAGACUACACUCUUAGGAGUCGCUCCCCCCUGUCCACCAUCUAAUGUUAACGUCACUGCAUCGUCACUGCUCACUAAGCCCUAACCUUUUUAGGUUAAGGGGAAACGUCUACCUGCUCCACCUUCCACCCACUGGCCAGCUCUCACUUUCCUCACGAACAGGACUCAAAGAGGAUACAGCUCUGUUUGGCCUUGAUGGCUUCCUGUAGUCAAGGUGAGCACACUGAGAGAAAACAGAGCGUUGUUUUUGCUCUAGGAGGAUGGAGGCUGGAUCCAUAGAGAAUAUGCUGCCAUGUCACAGACUUGGACCUUACUCACUGAGCCCCAGUCCAGUAGGAUAUAGGGGGCUGGUUUUGUCCAUUGUUGGCUGGUCCUUCAACCCUCACCCUCUGCGUAAAGGCUUCAAUAUUCCCCUACUAAACCUACCAUUUUGCCAAAAGCAACUUUUCCUAUCUAUGUGCGUUCAUCUACAGUCAAAACGACCCCACAUAUUAGCUUUAACAUAUUGUAAGGUGUAAAUGUACCAGUUUGAUUGAAUCUGUACAUUUUUUAAUGGGAGUGUGUGUGUCACAGAUGGGUGUUUAAUGUUCACAGCUGUUGGGACAGACUGGUGUGAGGUUUAUAUGUGGAGUUUUAACUGUUUUGGGAAAUAAGACAUGACUUGGGCUUGACAGAAUCUGCAGGGGCAGAAUUUUCUCAAUUUCUUCUCAGAAAGGAUUUAAAGUUGAUAAUACUCAUAGAAUUAACUCCAAUAAAACAAAAUACCGUUACAAAAUAAAUAAGUUUGUUGGAAUUAAUAGGCAGCCAGACUAGAUGACUAUAAAGGUUUUGGUGAGAGCUUCCCUGCAGAUUGUGUCCUGUCUGUAAUGAUGACCCAGAGUCCUUGCUAACUGUUGCUAAAGUGUUGUGCGUGUGUAUUGCUGUCUGCUGGUGGUCAGUGGGAGUAAACUGUUGUGUGCUGUGAGGGAGGCUAACUCAUGUUCUAUGAUGUUUAUUGUUCAACACAAUGAUAAUAAUAAUAAACUCCUUUCCAUAAGCAUUUGCUCAAAUACAAUAAAGCACUUGGUCUGCUAAACUAAA
This is a messenger RNA of Oncorhynchus keta (chum salmon), 10796 nucleotides long. RefSeq names its product phosphatidylinositol 5-phosphate 4-kinase type-2 alpha. The transcript is spliced from 11 exons. Bases 1018 to 2343 code for a protein of 441 amino acids. Gene Ontology annotation, molecular function: phosphatidylinositol kinase activity. Gene Ontology annotation, biological process: phosphatidylinositol metabolic process. Lineage: Eukaryota; Metazoa; Chordata; Actinopteri; Salmoniformes; Salmonidae. The record is from RefSeq and is a predicted model, not a curated record.